GUCAAAAGUUCGCACGGCCAGACGCGUCAUUCCCUCCUCCCUUGCUCGUUAACAUCUGAGCCUGUCCCGUCCCCCUUCCUGUCGACAUCGUCUCUUGUUCACUGCAUCACCCAUCUCCUUCAAUAUCAAGCAACAUGUCUUCACUAGCUGAUGUGCUGAAGGAGGCAGAGGCAAACGCCUCGACGAAUCCCAAGCGCGCCGAGGAGCUGUACAAGCAGGUGCUUGAUUCCGCCUCAGCAUCUUCAUCGAAAUCGUCAUCAGCGGCGAACGCAGAGAUCCUUCGAGACCAAGAAUCUGCGCUGCUCAAGCUCGCUGAGCUAUACCGCGAUCAGAAAAAUGCCACAGGUCUCGCCGAAGUCAUUACCCUCUCCCGCUCCUUUGUCUCCUCCAUCGCCAAGGCCAAAACCGCCAAGCUCAUCCGGACCCUGCUCAAUUACUUCACUGCGAUCCCGGAUAGCCGGCAGGCCCAGAUUGAUGUCCUCAUGGACAACAUCGAGUGGGCCAAGCGCGAGAAGCGCAUCUUCCUCAAGCACUCGCUCGAGGUCCGCCUUGUCUCCCUGCAGCUGGAAGCGUCGCAGUUCAAGCUCGCGCUGACCCGGAUCGACGCGCUCCUAACGGAGCUGCGCAGGCUGGACGACAAGAUGAUCCUCACGGAAGUGCAUCUCCUCGAAAGCCGGGUGUACAGGGGUAUUGGGAACUUGUCCAAGGCUAAGGCCGCACUCACUUCAGCACGGACCGCCGCCAACUCGAUCUACUGCCCACCUCAUCUCCAAGCCGCGCUCGAUCUGCAGAGUGGCGCGCUCCACGCCGAGGAUAAGGACUACACGACCGCAUACUCGUACUUCUUCGAGACAUUCGAGAGCCUGUCCGUUCAGGGCGACCCGACUGCGCUCAACGCACUCAAGUAUAUGCUACUCUGCAAGGUCAUGCUCAACCUUCCUGAAGACGUGACGUCCCUCUUGAGCAUCAAGCUCGCUGUCAAAUACGCUCAGCUGCGCGAGAUCGAGAGCAUGCGCGCGAUCGCGUUCGCGCAUCAGAACCGUAACCUAUCCGAGUUUGAACGCGUCCUCCGGGAGUACAAGGACGAGCUGAGCUCGGACCCAACCAUCCGUUCGCACCUCGCAGCACUGUACGACACCCUCCUGCAGCAAAAUCUCCUGCGCAUCGUCGAGCCGUAUUCGGUCGUCGAGCUCGACUACGUCGCGGAGCAGGUUGGCCAGGGCCGGCAGGAGGUCGAGGCGAAGCUGUCGCAGAUGAUCCUCGAUAAGGUGUUCUAUGGCGUGCUCGACCAGGGGAGGGGGUGUUUGUUGGUGUUCGACGAGCCUGAGGUCGACAACUCGUACGGAGCAGGAAUCGAGACGCUGGAGCAAGUGAGCAAUGUCGUGGAGUCGUUGUACGCUAAGACUGUUACUAUUGCAUAGACACAUUCAGCCUGUAUCAUCCACUUUCUCUUCGUAUCACACACCGGUUAUCAAACGUUUU
Messenger RNA from Coniophora puteana RWD-64-598 SS2, 1482 nucleotides. Its product is annotated as proteasome regulatory particle subunit. The transcript has 10 exons. Gene Ontology annotation, molecular function: protein binding; structural molecule activity. Gene Ontology annotation, biological process: ubiquitin-dependent protein catabolic process. The record is from RefSeq and is a predicted model, not a curated record. Lineage: Eukaryota; Fungi; Basidiomycota; Agaricomycetes; Boletales; Coniophoraceae. The coding region runs from base 135 to 1421 and encodes 428 amino acids. Gene Ontology annotation, cellular component: proteasome regulatory particle, lid subcomplex.